Messenger RNA from Trichosurus vulpecula (common brushtail), 3357 nucleotides. RefSeq names its product zinc finger protein 300-like. The record is from RefSeq and is a predicted model, not a curated record. Gene Ontology annotation, molecular function: RNA polymerase II cis-regulatory region sequence-specific DNA binding; DNA-binding transcription activator activity, RNA polymerase II-specific. Lineage: Eukaryota; Metazoa; Chordata; Mammalia; Diprotodontia; Phalangeridae. The transcript is spliced from 5 exons. Gene Ontology annotation, cellular component: nucleus. Gene Ontology annotation, biological process: regulation of transcription by RNA polymerase II. The coding region runs from base 91 to 3357 and encodes 1088 amino acids.
UGCCUUGGGAGUGAAGAGAAAGACGUCUCCCUCAUCCCCUGCUCAGCCUGAAGAGGACCAAGACCUGGCCCAAGCAGGGAGCCUGAGGGAAUGGCCCCUGAACCCCAGAGACCCCUCUGGCAGGAGUCACUGACAUUCAAGGAUGUGGCUGUGGUCUUCACCCAAGAGGAGUGGUGCCUCUUGGACCAUUCUCAGAGAAAGCUGUACAAGGAAGUGAUGCUGGAAAACUCCCAGAACCUGCUCUCCCUGGGAAUUCCGGUUCUCAGAGAAGAUUUGCUCUCUCAUUUUGAGGACAGGGAAACACCAUGGAUCUUGGAUCAAAAAGGCCCAAGGAACUCCUGUCCAGAUGCAGAGACCAGAUUUGAAGUGACCACAUCUCCUUUAAAGCUGAGCAUUUUUGUGAAAGAAUCUCACCAGCAAAGAUUUGUAAAGGAUGGUCCCUGUGACUUCAAUUUGAGAGAAAUCUGUGACUGGGAUAUCAAGUUAGAGAAAAGUCUAAAUAAUCACUGUGAGUUUGAUAAAGAUAGAAAAGGAUUCUGCCAACAUUCAGUCCAAAUUCAAUGUAAGCAAAUGACCCCAGGAAAUGACUGUUGUCAAUAUAGUGAAGAAAGGAAACGUUUUACUAAAAAGAAUGGUUUUGUGCAUUGUUCUGAGAAACCUGAAGUGCAAAUGGAUCAAGGUAAUCAAUGGGAAAUGGCCUUCAGCUUCAGUUCAGACAUCAUUGGACAUCAGAAAAGUUAUCCUGGAGGAAUGCUUUCUUUAGCAAAUGAAAGUAGGAAGACCUUGAUCCAGAACUCAAAGCUCAAUGAAUAUCAUAAAAUUCACACUACAGGAAAACCUUAUGAAUGUAAUCUGUGUAGACAGGCUUUCACAAAUAGAUCCAGUCUUGGUAUACAUCAGAGAAUCCACAGUGGAGAGAAACCAUAUCAAUGUAAUCAAUGUGGAAAGGCUUUCACACAGAAUAACAAUCUUCUGACACACAAGAAAAUCCACACUAGAGAGAAACCUUAUGAAUGUAAUCAAUGUGGAAAGACUUUCACACAGAAAAACAAUCUUUUCACACAUCAGAAAAUCCACACUGGAGAGAAACCUUAUGAAUGCAAUCAAUGUGGAAAGACUUUCAGAACAAAGUCCACUCUUGCUAUUCAUCAAAGAAUCCAUACUGGAGAGAAACCUUAUAAAUGUAAUGAGUGUGGAAAGACUUUCAGACAGAAGUCCACUCUUUACCUUCAUCAGAGAACCCACACUGGAGAGAAAACUUAUGAUUGUAAUCAAUGUGGAAAGACUUUCACAACAAGGUCCACUCUUUAUUAUCAUCAGAGAAUUCACCCGGGUGAGAAAACUUAUGCUUGUAAUCAGUGUGGAAAGACUUUCACAAAAAAGCCCACUCUUGCUAUACAUCAGAAAAUCCACACUGGAGAGAAGCCUUUUGAAUGUAACCAGUGUGGAAAGGCUUUAGCAUAUAGGGCCCAUCUUGUUAACCAUCUGAGAAUCCACACUAGAGAGAAACCUUAUAAAUGUAAUCAGUGUGGAAAGGCUUUCCGACAGAACUCUGGUCUUGCUGUACAUCUGAGAAUCCACACUGGAGAAAAACCAUAUGUAUGUAAUCAAUGUGGAAAGGCUUUCAUACAGAAUUCCAAUCUUUUGAUACAUCAGAGAAUCCACACUGGAGAGAAACCUUAUGAAUGUAAUCUGUGUGGUAAGGUUUUCACACAGAAUGCCAAUCUUUUGACCCAUCAGAAAAUUCACAAUGGAAAGAAAUCUUACAAAUGUAAUCAAUGUGGAAAGACUUUCAGGCCAGAUCAUUCAGCCCAGACAGAUUUUCUUUGGGGGAUUGAAAUACCACGAUUACAGCUUCUAAAGGAAAGAAGCUGUAGAGGAAAGCAGGUAUCUUACAAGGGCAGGAUAACCCCUUGGGACCGGAGACCCCGCGCCAUGCUGCCGCAGCUGCGCAGGCCACCUCGGCUGCCCUGGCUGUCCCGACUGUACCGACUGUCCCGGGCCGCCGGCCCCGACCACAACAAAGAGAACAUCGAUCCAGACCAGUGCGGCCGCGGCGCCAAGCCUACCACGACUUGUACGUGGCUGGACUUGGUGGGGACCGCCAGCCCGGGCCAUGGCCUCGGCCUGGAGCCUCAGAAGCCCAAGGGCCAGGGAGUUGUUGCUUUCUUCAGGGAUAUUCCUGUUAAUGAAGAACAGGGUGAUGUGCCCUCCAGAAAUACCACCAGUAAGCAGGUUGCUUUCACAGUUCGAAUGUAUGAACGAGUUGAGGAGAAUGCAAAGAAACUUCCUGUCCCUAAAAACGUGGAUUCUGAAGAUGACGCGCUGGGUUUCAAUUCGGCUAUUUCGCUGUCAGAGACAAGAAAACCUUUGGUGGCCCCUGAUUAUCCAAUGGAUGGUAGUUUUGAAUCCCCCCUUACCAUGGGCAUGUCUGUGGUACUGGAACCAGAAGAAAAGCCACCAAAUGUCAAUGAGGUCCCUGACUACCAUGAAGACAUCUAUCUGUACCUUAGGAAAAUGGAGAUUCGGUAUAAGCCUAAACUCGGUUACAUGAAGAAGCAGCCAGACGUAACCAACAGCAUGAGGGCUAUUUUGGUGGACUGGCUGGUGAUGGUGGGGGAGGAAAACGACCUCCAGAACGAGACUCUACACUUGGCUGUGAACUACAUCGAUAGAUUCCUCUCCUCGUCAGUAUUCCAGGGGAACCUUCAGCUGCUUGGGACUGCUGCCCUGCACCUCGCGUCAAAGUUUGAGGAAAUCCACCCCCCAAGAACGGCCGAGCUUCUGCACCUCACAGAUAAGGUGCAUUCUCAAAAGGAAGUGUUGAGAAUGGAGCAGCUGUUGCUCAAAGUGCUUGCUUUUGAACUUGCAGCACCAACGGUCAACCAGUUUCUCACUCAGUAUUUCCUACAUCAGCAGCCGUCCAAUUCUAGAGUGGAAAGCUUAGCAAUGUUUCUGGGAGACUUGAGUUUAAUGGAUGCUGACUCCUACCUGAAAUAUUUACCAUCAAUUAUCUCAGCAGCUGCCUUUCAUAUAGCACUCUACACAAUCACUGGGAAAAGCUGGCCAGAGUCUUUAAUCCAAAAAACAGGAUACACCUUGGAAAGUCUACAGCCAUGCCUAAUGGACCUCCAUCAGACCUUCCUUGGAGCACCACAGCAAGCCUUACAGUCUGUACAAGAAAAAUACAAGCAGGCAAAGUACCAACGUGUAUCCCUCAUCAACCCUCCAGAGACACUAAAUCUCAUAGUGAGGGAGAGACACAGAGCUCUACUUGCAACAAAAGCCAAGUUGUACAGUUUUUUCAUGAACCCAGGUGUCUUCAAAAAGAAUCACUUCACAAAGCACAAGCUGUGA